GAUAAAUCGAAGACUGCGCACAUACGAAAGGUUUUCAAUCAAAUCGCCAAAGGCAAAAUGGGAGCAACUUCGCGCUAUCCGGCUGACGACACUUUCUGCGACGUCAUCAAGUCUGGCCACGUGAAAAUCAAGAGCCGCAAACUUGGGAUGUGGCAGAGAAGGUGGAUUGUGUUGCGUCGAGCGACGAGCGAAGGAUCUACUCGCAUCGAUAAAUACCCCGAUCGAUUUCAGCACAAAGAUGCUGCCACUUCCACCCCCGACAAGAGACUCAAUAUUUUGCCCAAGUCGACCCUGGAGUUGAAGGAUGUUUCCCGAGUUAGCAGGUUGCCGCUGGAAUUUUGCCCGGCCGGGUUCUGCGUGGAAUUCAAAGACGGCAACAGCCGCACAAUCGCCUGCGACACUGAGAAAGAAGCUGACGAGUGGAUCGAUCACAUCAUUCGUCUUUGCCUCACCCCGACACAAACUGGAAUGCGAAACAACCGCCUUUUUGCGUCUAUUCCAGCUCAAUUUGACGAGGUGUUCAACGUGUACCUGAUCCCGUCGCAUAAGACGGUGAUAAGUGGAGAGGUUUUGUUGCAAGUCGCCCCGGAUCGCAUUUACUUGUGGGACAUCGACGCUCCUCAGCUCAAGUUGCUCGAGUGGCCGAUUUUGUCAAUUCAACGCUUCGGUCGGGACUCGAAACACUUUUCCAUCGACGUGGGAGGUCGUUUCCCGAGUCCGACACCCCGAGCGACGGGUUCGUCGUCGUCACCUCCGCCAUCCGACGCAUUCAAACCCACGGUACGAGCUUUGAUCCCCGGCGAAGUUUACGACGAAGCCGAGUUGCUCAUGUUGCUGGACGACGACUCUGGAAUCGACAUAACAACUCCGUGCAACAUCAUUGUCAGUUUGAAGCCAGUCGGACUUUGGAUAGCGUCUGGCUGGAGCAACGGGGCCCAAUGGUCCAGCGUUUUCAGCAGGUAUCAAGCAGUCACUGGCUCGGAAGUCAGCGAGUGCGGAACUUGUUGA
Notodromas monacha is the source of this 1008-nucleotide messenger RNA. Lineage: Eukaryota; Metazoa; Arthropoda; Ostracoda; Podocopida; Cyprididae. The record is from the annotation of a GenBank genome assembly.